Symbiodinium natans is the source of this 486-nucleotide messenger RNA. NCBI's taxonomy places the organism in Eukaryota, Dinophyceae, Suessiales, Symbiodiniaceae. The record is from the annotation of a GenBank genome assembly.
AUGCAAGCAAAUGGUGAUGGAGAUGGAGGCCAGCCACAGCAGCCGGCCGGAAGUGGUGGCCCGAGUGCACCUGGGCCGGCCUUGCAGGAGCAGAUAGACAGAAUGGUCAGGCAGAGGCUGGAGCAGGCUUUCAACGGAGUGUUCGGGAGGCUGCUCCAGACAACGGAGAGGGCAGCCAGCCUGGCUGAGUCCCAGGCGGCAGCGGCGAAAGCCGACAAUAUCAUGAAGGCUGUCAAGGUUGAGACCUGGCGGCCGCAGAGCAGGGACGAGGAGCUACGCACAUGGAGGGAAUGGUGGUUUCAGUUCAGUACGUGGAUCAUUGCCAAUGACCAAGCCUAUGAACAGGACUUUGCCGAUAUCGAUCCGGACAAAGCUGUUGAGCACGCCUUCCUGCCGGACGCGCAGGCGAGCAAGAACGGGCUGGAAGCGAUCCAUGGAACCGAAAGAGAAGGCGAGAAGCCUGGCAAUGAUGAGGCACCUUGCUGG